Molecule: messenger RNA, 8378 nt
Organism: Magallana angulata
Lineage: Eukaryota; Metazoa; Mollusca; Bivalvia; Ostreida; Ostreidae
Exons: 4
Coding region: 54-7922 (2622 amino acids)
Source: RefSeq, a predicted model, not a curated record
UAUGCGACGUUCACGCUAGGAUUUUGACGCGCUCGACUUUCGCUCUUAACAAAAUGAAGUUUCGGACUAUCUUUCUGUUUUCUUUGGGAUGUCUUUUUUCAUGCAUGUUACUAGCGUCAUGUGAAGAUAGCAUGUCAGAGGUCUCCGUGAACGAACGCCAGAAGAGAGACACUCGUCGUCGACAGUCCGCCAACAGCAACGAGAGCGACGACCAGGAUGAUGAUGACGACGACGACGCGACGAGGAAGGAAUACUCCCGGCGACUAGCGCUUCAGCAAGUCAUAAGGAAACUUCGAAAAUUACCCUUAUCGAGGAGACAGCUUAUUAAACUCGUCAGUCGUCUACGAACUUACAAAAAAUCCAACAAACCGAUUACAAUGUCUGUUUUAAAGGAUAUAAUGAAGGAAGUGGUAGCAACGAAGAAGAAGGCCCCUGGGGUUAAGAUCACAACCAUCGCUGCUAAGCCGUCAACAACCACAAAACCCCCGACCACGAAGGCACCGACCAAGAAUCUACCGUCUAUUACUGAUGGCCAGUUAGUGUCCGUUCAGAAAGCGCCAAAGAAACCAAUAAAAGCGGAAGCCCCAAAAACGAUCCAAGUUGUACAAGCACCAAAGCGGCCUAUACCUAACCAGUCAGUUAGACCACCUGUGUAUAGUCCGCGGCCUAUACCUAACCAGUCAGUUAGACCUAUACCUAACCAGUCAGUUAGACCUAUACCUAACCAGUCAGUUAGACCACCUGUGUAUAGUCCUCCAGUUAUCAGCAAACCAGUUACUCCACAAGUACAGAAACAACAUCAGGUGAUAAGCAAACCAAUUCCUCCCCAGAUAAGCAACCCGUAUAUUCCUCCCCCUAAAGCCCAGCCACCGGUCGUUAAAGUUCAGAUUUCACACCCCCCUCCCACACCUCCUGUUGUCGUGGUUACCAAAGUGAAAAGCGAUGUAAAGGUUGUACCAAUGUCUGAUGGUAGCAAUGUACCAGUGGAUACCCGGAUAACACCGGAACUUAAACUCAACAUUGAUCACAUUCCUGUUCACAUGAGAACACAGGCAUUGUUUCAAAGACUAAGUAUUUUAAGACAACGUUUAAAUAAUUUCAAGAAGCUUCGAGAACGACAAAACACUGCGAGAGAACCUGUUCCAACAGUCGUGAAAACCUCUUUAUCGGGUAGUGUGAAUACAGCUUCUGCCCCAGUUGUUAGCAAACCAAAAGAAUCCUCUGUUACAGCAGUGGCGUACUCUGCACCCGCCCCUCCCAAAUCUUUUAGUCUGUCAUCUCCAAGCCAGGAGAAGGAUGUCCCUUACAUUACAAAAGACCAAGCUCAUAGUGUUUUGCAAACAAAAACCAUCCAUACAUCACCAGGUGGUAUGGGAAUGUUGAAAUUGUCGUCUCCCCCAAUGGCACCUUCUGUGACGUCUGCUGAAAUGACACACGAUGAAUCCAGUCGAGUAAAAAAGAUCAUCCUAGUGAUUCAGCGUCUUGCGUCUCGAUCUGGAAGCAAAAAGUUAAAAGUGUCUUCAAAAGCGAAAGAACUUCUUAUAAAAUGGGUCAGGAAAUACAAAAAUGCAAUCAGUCAAAUUCCCAGUAAACCUAUAAACACUAAAACACCAUUGCACUAUGAAUUGAAGCAUAUGCCUGUAGAUCAAGUCGGAACGAAAUCUCUGCACAGCAAUAUCCCACUUUCGUCAACAGCAGAGAUGGCAAAUCCCCAAAUGAUGGAGAAUGAUAUCAUAAAACAAAAAAUAAAGAAAUCCGACAAAGGCAGGCACAAAUCCUUAUUACCUAUGGUUGAAAGCAGUAAAGAUACUUAUAUUUCUGAUUCAGCUCUGGCGAAAAGUCAUUUUAAAUCUGCACCAAAAACAUCGUCAGUUCAAGACAUGACUAAUAGUAAGAACUCUCAGCAAACAGUUGUAGAAAAUUCAAAAUCGGCCAUAAAUGCCCCUGUUCCUUCUAUAGUUCUAGAGAAAAAAGAAAAAAUAUCAGCGAUCUCAAAGCAGAAAUCUCAUAGCCUAAAGCAAAAUGAAAUAGAGCCUUUGGAUAAUGAUAUAAAAAUAUCAACCAGUGACAGCAAUGCAAACGUAAUGAUAGAUUCAAAUAUAGAAAAGGCAAAGAUAGAAAAUGUAAUAGAGGAAGCCCCCGAACAUAUACACGCUACUUUCUUACCCCCAGUCAUCGAAGAUCCUGCUCUAAAAGAAUCAAACAAAAUAGAGGAAGAAAAUUUUGAAAAUUCAUUUAACACACAGAAAGAAAAGACCGCAAAAGCCGGCCUAUCUAAUACUAGUCCCUUAAUAUCUGCACCAGUGGUCCAAUCUGAGGUCUCCAAUGUACCUGAAACACCCCUAACAUCCAAAGGGUCUAUUACAAGCCCUGUCAACAAUGACCAUAUCUCAGCUAAUGUAAAAACUACUUAUCCUGAUUUAAGCAGUUCAGACACCGUUAAAACAAGUAUCCCUGAGCUCAGUGCUAAUGAGGAAAUAACUAGUGACCCCUACAUACCUCUUACAGACCCAAAGUCGUUAGGUGAGAUCAAAUCAGUUCUAAGUUCGAAAUCGGAUACCCUCUCAUUAGAUGUCCCAACAGAAACAAAUUUGAUCCCGCAGACAUCUUUUAAGGUUGCCUCUGAAUCAAAACUUGACCAAUCUCCAUACAAAAAGCUGCCCUCUGAAAACUUUGAAAAUGGAAAUCAAAUUAAAACCGUCACAGAUCAUCUAAUUGCCAAACCAGCCGAGCAAAAUUCAGAAUCAAACAUUACCCCACUUUUCCAAAAACAAUCUCAAAACACCUUUUUCAAAAACGACAUUGUUAACAAAACUCCUGUUGACACAGUUUCUGUAGAUAGCAAUCUAAUUCAAACAUCAAGGCAAAAUCCGGUUAAAAGUCUCGACGAACCAAACAGUCUGCCAGUAUUUCAGCAAGUUAGCAGAAAUACAUUUUCGGAGGCCGAAAAUGUCAUAACCCCGACUUAUGAAAAUGUUUUGAACAAAAACACAGAAACGCAGGUGGCACAAGCAAAUUUUGUUUUGUCUGUUCCAGAAUCUUCAAAUACAGUCCCUGUGUUGAAGGCUUCAAAUACUAAUACAUUUGAGAUACCUGAGCCAACUAACACUAGAGCCGAAGUCGAUUCCCUGACAAAUACUGGUAGUAACACAAUUUCCAAUAGUUUAACUGAAAAUCCCAACAUAGAACACUCCCUCCCGGGUGUUAUUAUCGACACUGCUUUACUGCAAAAUACUAAUAAUCCCAAACAAUCACUUCCCCAAGACCUUAACACGAUUCAGGAAGUUCCAACCACACCAACGCCAAAAUCUAUUCAAAAUAAACUUGAGGGCAUUGCAAUAAUCCUUCCCAAUGAAACUCCAUUACAAGUGCACCAAGAAACUAAAGUUAUCGGAACUGAACCCAAGCCAACUAACUUUUUUGAUGUUAAUAGCUCACAAACUCAAAAGAACAUCAACACGAUAUUACCAAAAGAAGUACCAACUUUUGAUUUACCACCCCUAUCUUUGCACAUUCCUCAACAAUUACCCCCUCCAAGUUCAAAUGUUCAAAAUUCCAACAAGAACACACCUAGAAUUAACGUGCCAAAUAACUCAUCACCUAACGUUCAGACACAAAGGUCCAAUUUUGCCAUUCCCCGAAAUAAUGUUCCUAAUCAAAGAGCUUCCAAUUCUUUUGCCAUAUCUCAACCAAAUCAGAAAUCUGAAAUUGGCAAUAAUAGGUUUGGGAAAACAAGUUUAGAUAAAUCUGCUAUUCUAAGGAAACUUCUAGAAAUCAGGAGAAUGAGAGAACAACUUAUUGCAACAGGGCGAGUAAGCGAUCGAAGACUAUCUGACUUACUCCCUCAAUCGAGAUCUUCUUUGUCCCACCCAAGUACGUUGUCUAGACCUCAACAAUCUGCUUCUUUAUCGCAAAAUACAGUAGUUUUCUGGGGUGACAAAACUAAACCUUCUCUGACAAAUCCACUAGGAAUGUCACGAGCACACCGACGAAGGCGAAGUUUGCUCAGUCCACCAAACAUGCACGGAAAUAUGGGUCCCCACCAUCCCCAUAGUCCACAUCAUCCAUUAAAUCAGAUGUUUGUAGACACGCCUUUACAUUCUCUUUCAUACAAUAAAAAACGGGGUAAUCGCGUAGAUUUAUAUGGGGGUUUGGGAUCUCUCUCCGGUGCUCAUCAUUUUAUGGGACCAAGCACUGCCGAUAUGGCCAAUCCUGGCUCUUUGUUAAUGGGUCCUGUUCACCCAAAUGUCAUUCAGGAUAUAGGUAUGACAAAACUUGGGAGAUUUUUUCAAAAGCCUGUACACUUUACACACCAACCAGAAAUACCUAAUAUUGCAAAUGUAGUAAAUAGGAUAUUUGCCCCAGGUCGAAUGAACAAUUCUCCGCAACUGUUUGCUGGGAACUCACUAAGUACUUCGUCUGUGCAUAAGCACCACCAUAAAACUUUUCGCCCGAAUGGAUCAGUAAGAAGACCAUCAUAUGUUGCCAGAAAAUCAAUGUCUGGUUUUCCAAAGCGCCAAAAUUUCGUGGAGACAGCCCCUGUCAAACUACGGACUUCUAACACACAUGGAGUUCAAAUUACUGUAAAGAAUGACGGAUCGGCAGGGUCUCUUGCACAUCAACAAAAUCUACAAAGGCAAGGAUAUAAGCGAACCGUUGAUACAUCUUUUACGGAUAACUCCUUAUCAUUAGGAGGUCCUAAAUCUGAAAGACCAAUAUAUAACACAGUUCGGCGGAUAGUUAUAUUACCCCUACCCACUGGCCGUACGCAAGACCUAGCACAAACCAAUGAAAUCGUAAAAAAGAAGAGUCAUUAUGAUCAUAUGCAUCUUAAAAGUCAUGGUCAAAGCUUAAAAACUGGGUAUCUGGCAAAAGCCAUACCAGAAACAAAAGCUUACGAUCAACCCAACAAAACUGAAUAUAAAACUCUUAUCUUGAAUUCCCAGAGUGGAGUAGUCAAGGAAUCGAAGCCAGCAAAAAAUAUUGAAAGUAGAUUAUCUAUUGUCCCGCCGCAAAACAAUAAAAACAGUCAAAUCAAUGAAAAGAAAUCGCCAUCAACUACAACACAUGUUGCAAACCACAUGAGAACCACUCCUAUUGGAAAAUCACAGCUUCCAAAAGCAGAUAAGAAAAAAGAGUUUGGAUCUUAUGAACCAAAAUCAUCCCAUUACACAGGAAACGCGUUGUCUUUAGCUCCACCUAACUACAACCAAAUGAAAGAUUCUUCUUCAUUUGUGAAAUUUGCAUUUUCUCUCAACAGCCCUGCAUCAAUGUUCAUGAAUAACGUUGAGAGUCAACCGACGAAAGUGGAGCCCAUAGCAGCUGGAUAUUCAGGUUCAAUAUCAGCUGCUCCAAACAGCCUAGCAAGAGCUGAAGCUGGGAAAGACAAAGCAGGUCCAGCCCUAAGUGCUACACCAUACAUUGGACCUCAAAAAACGUCAAAUACUGGAAUAGUUUUUGAAGAAAUAGAUCCUUUGUCACUUACAAAUUUUAUUAUGGCGGCCAGUGAAGAUAUCAAUCAUGGACUCAGUGAUAUAAAAAUGUCAAAGGCCCCCGUAAAGUUACCAGAUAAUAGUGUAAAAAGAGGGGUGAUUCUAGAAAUUCCAGAAAAGAACGAUUUCAUUGGACAGAAUACGCAACGUGAAAAGAAAAAUAGUAUAUCAUUAGAUGCAAUCCAUUCAGGAAAGGCGAUAGUUAACCAAGUACAACAAGUAAAAAACAUGCAACCCACUACACAAUCUACACCUACACAGUCAAUAGACCUUAACAAACAAAAGAAGCAGACUCCAAACCCAACAAACAACUUUAAAUUGUCCCAAAGGAAACAAACUCCUUUUACAUUUUCUUUGUCUGGAUUAUCCAUGGGAAGUCACACCCAUUCUCCCAAAACAACAGUCUCUCAUUCAGUCAAACCUACCAUUAAACCAACAAUUGGAACACCUUUACACCAGCGGUUUGUAAAUAUGCCUUCUGGCCACCUUUCAUCGUCUCGCCGUGCGUGGAAUCAAAAUCAUGUUCAUAAACACGAAUACAAACAUAUCCAGUCUCCAUCUCAAAACACAUUUGUAAACAAUAAACAUUUGCAUCAAAAUACGAGAGAAAAUAUGUUAGUGAAAAAUCCGACAAUGGAUUCAACCAUUUUAGAUCAUAAACAGAACGACAUAGUACCCACUGCUUACCAAUAUAUAAACAAUUCACGUAUACAAUAUCAACGAAAAGAACAAUUUCAUACUACGCAUUCUAGAAAAACACAAACACCUGGAAAACCACCCUCAGGAGAUUACGUCCAUCAAGCUUCGCUGUCCCUGAGUUCAUUUAGACCAGCCGAAAAUUCCCCUGCCUACAACAUCGUCGGACAGAACUUUGACAAUAAAGACAAGUUUGCUCCUCCUUAUGGAAAGAUUGUUCGAAAUGACCCUUCAAUGAUUAUUCAAACAGCUCCAACGAAACCCACCAGCCGCUCUGUAGUACAGGGGCCAACGACCCCAAGCUGGCAGUCCCGAAAUAACAAUGUUCAACAUCAUCAACACACCCAACAAACGAUUGGAAAGAUAGGGCAUUACCACAAAGAGCCGGCUAUUGAGGUGCAAGGAAACAGUCUUACUCAAACGUUUUCUAAUCAGUUAAAGAAACAUUCCAAUCAAAUUUAUAGUCCAAGCCCAUCAAGCUUUAAACACCAGGGACAGCGAAUAACACAGCCAUCAUCAAGCAAUGUGAACCCUGUCACCAAUCUUUCCAAAUCAAGUGGUACACACGGUACCCUAAACGCUAUGGAAACAUCUAAUAAACCUAUACAAUGGACACCCUCAAACUUAUUAGCUUCAAAUAAAGCGAAUCCAGGAUAUAAACCUGUGAAACAGAAUCCGAUGGUAAGGUCUGGUUUUGCUGUUUCAAAACAUGCAUCGUCAAAUUUUAACAUUGGCACGCAACAGUCGCAUCACAACCAGAAGACAUCCCAACGUCUUGUGCGACCAACUCAUCCAAGUAAAUUAAGUCAAAAUUCGUCAAAAAAUGUUGCAAGCACCGGCCAGCCUAACGCGGGAACAACCACGCUUAAAACAAGACAACAAGUUGGACUAAAGCCACCACAAAAUGUACGCCAUAACUCACAUAACAGGAUCCAACAACAACCAAGACAGAAUCAAGGUCAGCGUUCUCAGCGCGUUCCUAGUAACAACAAAAUCAACACAUUCAGUCGUAAGCAACCUCCAGACACGCCAAUUGCUUCACGAAAUUAUCCUCAUUAUCACAAUGCUCCUCAGCAUUACACAAAUGUUAACCAAGGUUUACAACAAAACUCGCAACAUCGUCCUCCCGGCCAAAACGCGAUUCAAAACCAUGGCAAUAGCGGCAAAGGAUUGAAAGACAUAGACAUAACUAAAACAAAUCCUUUUCAACAACACUCAACUCAUCAUGGCGCGGUUGUUAUUUCUCAACACACAGGCCAUAGCACAGAACCUAGAAUGACACAACGUCUACCAGCUCAGAAACAAACAUACCAGACGACGCCGUUACCGAUCCAACUGAACACUCCGAGUACCACAAAGAUACCUGUCUUUGAUACCGGAAACGACCAUUUCUCUAUCAGUCCUCAGUUGUUGGCUUUAAUGCGACAACUGCCGGUUGGUGAUUUACCACAUCACAAGAAAAGAAGGUUAGAGAAAAUUCUUGGGGUGGAGAACGGACAGCUGGAUGGAAACACGCCCGAACAAGAGUCCGUGAUAGACAAUGUCAUCCACGAGAAGAGCAUUCAGACCGGCAAAGCUAGUCGUUUCGAAGUAAGCCAACAAAGGCUAGCGUCCAGUAAUGCCCAUUAUGUUCAACCUUCGUCCUCAAUCACCGGAAAUUCGAACACGAGGAAAAAUCUCGGGGAUUUCUUUAUCCCUAAAAGAGCAGCAAACAACCACAUGCAGCCUAAAUAGACGUAUGGUCGAGAAGAGAUUUGUAACUUGGGAUUCAGGGUUUAUCUUCGAGUGUAAAAUAAAGUAUUUAUUUUAAACUGCUUUUACUUUGUACAGUUGUAAUCAAAUUCUUUCAUUAUGAGUAGCAUGUUUAUUCAUUCACUUCAUUUGUCAUCUCAUUAUUCAAUUUGAAAUAUAUCAUGCAUUGUUUUUAUUAAUCAUAGUAUUGUACUUUUAUAGAAUUUCACCCGUAAUAAAAUACUGAAUGAAGCAAUAUUUCUUGGACGUACAUGUAUCCAAAUUAUGGUUUAAAUUACUAAAAUUUGUCAGGGAAAGUUACAUUCAUCCUACUUAAUUUCAAUCUUUUACACGUUCUAUUUACACAAUUUCAUACAGGCAUUUUUAAAUAUAUUCAGUCAGUGCUUACUAUCUACUCAAGAUAUAUUACUAAAGUCAGGGACUCUUUACACAAUUGCG